Messenger RNA from Adineta ricciae, 972 nucleotides. The record is from the annotation of a GenBank genome assembly. NCBI's taxonomy places the organism in Eukaryota, Metazoa, Rotifera, Eurotatoria, Adinetida, Adinetidae.
AUGGCCUCAGCCGCUGCGUCGUCAAACUAUAAUGCUUCUGCUGGUGCAGCAAGUUAUGCAACUACAAAUCCGUCCAAUGAUGACAGAGGACCAAAGUUUAACGAAUAUCGAUCGCGGGUUAUGCUUGGAGAUCUUCCUCAAGAUUUCCUUCGCAUUCAACUUGUACAAGCACAAAUUUUCGAUCCAAUGGGGCAUGGUAUGAGACAACAAGGCUAUGGAUCCGCUCCACAUCCUCAACAACUUCAACAAAAUCCAAAUUUCCUUGGUUAUUUUACAUUGACCAUUGCCGAGGCGAAAUUGAUCAAAAGUGCUGGCUUAUUGGGUUUAAUCAAAAUGGAUCCGUAUGUUAGCUUUCGUAUUGGCCACGUUUCAUACGAUACACAGACAGCCAGUGGCGGUGGAAAAAAUCCUCAAUGGAAAGCAUCAUAUCGCAUUAAUUUAUUCAAAGGAAUGGACAAAAUACAUUUGAUAGUCUAUGAUCAGCGAAACUUUACCGAAGAUAGUUUCAUCGGAGAAUGUGAAGUAACAAUCCCACGGGAGGUCAUAGAAGGUGAAACUCGGCAACAGUGGUACCAAUUAAUGGGCCGACAAGCAAACGCAAAUGAAAUUCAAGGUGAUAUUCUGAUAAUUAUGAGUUUCAUGCCGAAAACUAACCAAGAUCCAAAUGAGCUUCAUAAUGCACCUGUAAGAUCAUCCCAUCCAACUACACCUGCAAAUGGAGCGACUUCUACACCUGCGGGAAAUGCAACUGGUUCUACUCAACCUGCUCCGCAUGCGACUGAACAGUCAGCAGCACAGCAUUCUCCAUCAGUCACACCAAAACCACCACCACUGCCUUAUUCUGAAGAUGAUAUUCGAACGGUAAAAGAAAUGUUUCCAAAUGUCGAUGAACAUUUCAUAUCUGAACUACUCAAACAACAUGGCGGAAACAAAGAUCUUGUUGUCAACCAUCUUUUACAAAACGCUGUUUAA